GACGGGGGGACUCGGGUAGCGCCGCUCGGGGCCCCAUCAGCCCUGAAGCUUGUGCAGCCAUAUCCCACCUCCUGACGUGUGAUGAAAGAACAGGAAAUGGGAGCCUGGGAGAAGCGGAAAUUGCAGCAGCAGCGGCAGAGCUAGGAAGCACCAGCCAGCAGCUGCAGAAGCUGUGCAGUCAGGAAGUGAGCUGGGAACAAAAUGUGGAAGGCUACUGCAGGUCACGCCAUUUCUGUCAACCAGAGUGAUGGAGCUGAUGACUGGGAGACAGAUCCUGAUUUUGAGAAUGAUGUGAGUGAGAAAGAACAGCGCUGGGGUGCUAAAACUGUGCAAGGAUCUGGACAUCAAGAACACAUCAACAUUCACCAGCUGAGAGAGAAUGUGUUCCAAGAACACCAGAGCCUCAAGGAGAAAGAGCUUGAAACAGGACCAAAAGCUUCCCGUGGCUAUGGAGGGAAGUUUGGUGUGGAACAAGACCGUAUGGAUAAAUCAGCUGUUGGCCAUGAAUAUCAAUCUAAGCUUUCUAAACACUGCUCCCAAGUGGACUCAGUAAGAGGUUUCGGAGGCAAGUUUGGAGUACAAAUGGACAGAGUUGACCAGUCUGCUGUGGGUUUUGAAUACCAGGGGAAAACAGAGAAACAUGCCUCUCAAAAAGAUUACUCAAGUGGUUUUGGUGGUAAAUAUGGAGUGCAGGCCGACAGAGUAGACAAGAGUGCAGUGGGCUUCGAUUACCAGGGUAAAACAGAGAAGCAUGAAUCUCAAAAAGAUUAUUCCAGAGGCUUUGGUGGUAAAUAUGGGGUUGACAAGGACAAAGUGGACAAAAGUGCAGUUGGCUUUGAAUAUCAAGGCAAAACAGAAAAGCACGAAUCACAGAAAGAUUAUGUGAAAGGAUUUGGAGGCAAGUUUGGUGUACAGACAGACAGACAGGAUAAAUGUGCACUUGGUUGGGAUCAUCAGGAGAAAGUGCAACUGCACGAAUCCCAGAAAGAUUAUAAGAGUGGUUUUGGAGGGAAAUUCGGUGUUCAAACAGAGAGGCAGGACCCAUCUGCUCUGGGGUUUGAAUACAAGGAGAAACUAGCCAAGCAUGAGUCUCAACAAGAUUAUUCAAAAGGGUUUGGUGGAAAGUAUGGGGUACAGAAGGAUCGAAUGGAUAAGAAUGCAUCGACUUUUGAAGAUAUUGAGAAACUGUCAUCAACUUAUCAGAAGACCAAGCCAGUAGAAGCUGUGAAUAAUAAAACAAGCAACAUCCGAGCUAACUUUGAAAACCUAGCCAAGGAAAAGGAACAGGAAGACCGAAGGAAGGCAGAAGCUGAGAGAGCACAAAGAAUGGCCCAGGAGAAACGAGAACAGGAGGAGGCGAGAAGGAAACUAGAAGAACAAGCUAAAGCCAAAAAACAAACUCCACCUCCAUCUCCCACCCCACAGUCUGCUGAUGAGAAGCUGCCCUCAAGCCCAGUUUAUGAGGAUGCAGCUUCAUAUGAGUCAGAUGCAAUCUACAAGAAUUCCAAUACAAUAUAUUCAACUGUACAUGAGCCGGAAUCCAGCUACAAAGCUGAAGAGUCAAACUACCAAGAAGCAGUCAGUCAGCAGGAGCCAGAAUAUGACCCAGAGACAGUCUAUGAAGUGGCAGGGGCAGGAGACCUCUAUCAAGCAGAAGAAAAUACUUAUGAUGAAUAUGAAAAUGAACUUGGAAUUACAGCCAUUGCCCUUUACGAUUACCAGGCUGCGGGAGAUGAUGAGAUUUCCUUCGAUCCAGAUGACAUCAUCACGAACAUAGAAAUGAUUGAUGACGGCUGGUGGAGGGGAGUGUGCAAAGGCAGAUAUGGGCUCUUCCCAGCCAAUUAUGUUGAGCUGAGGCAAUAAAGAAUAUUGUCAACCGAUUAUGCCUUAAUGCCAUAGUCAUUAAACCUGAUUUAAUACACUACAAAUCAUGAUGCUUUUUUGAGGAUGGAGGGGUAUAUACAUAUUGCUUUUAUAUUUAAUACUUUGCUGAUGCUUUUUAAAAUGUUUAUGCCACAGAAUUCGCUAAUAUAUUGUAACUCUUAUGUUCCCCACCAAGGCCCCUGGUAAUGGUUUUUAUGCAUUUUGAAAUGUUUUUCCUUAUUCUUUGCCAAAUUAGUGAUUGUCAUUAAAUGCCAUUUCAAGGACUAUUAGCUGCCUGUCAUAAGAAUGCAUGUUUCACUCAUACCUGUAAGUGAACAGAAUUACCUAGUGAUUAAGUCUAGUUAGUCUUCCACUAAAUGUUGUCAGCUAAAGAUCAUGGCUAUGUAGGUAAUUUGCAUUUCCACAUAAGUAGGAGUACACCUGUAUUUCCAUAUAUAGUGUAUGGAUAAGGGAAGAGAAGGACUUGAGAGUUACAGUUAAUGACAACUACCUAACUUUGAAUAUUGGCCAAUAUUUAGAUAUGUAUUGAUACUAUGAAGGAAACAGUCCAGUUAUUCAUUAUUUCAUUUUAAAGUGAGGUCUCUUGGCUCUUUUAUGGACUUUCUGGUGCUACUGCUUUUGUCUUUUCCCCUAUGGACAUCUUAGCACUAGCUCUUGCUAAUCGCUUCGUUCUCUCCCCCCUCCCAGAAAACCCUUUUAAAGUUGCUACAGAAGUGCUUGCAAAAUUUCAGUGUUGACUCAUCCAAGGACAUGCAUGGUCUUUUCAAGGAACCCCAAACUGGCAUCCAAAACAGAACCCCACUACUUACAGUAACAGUCUCUCUGCCUUAAAGAUUAAAAGGAAGUACAAUGUUGCUAUAUGGCAUCGUGUGUACAAAUAUAUUUUUGUUCAUACAAUGAAACAGGCAGGCUUGCAGUUCAGUAAGACAGUUAUAACCAUAUUUCAGUCAAGAAAUGUUAAUACAAAUAGCAUAAAACCAUUCCAAAUAGUCUCCAUUUCUGAUCAACACAAAGACAACUGUCCUCUUUAUAUGUUCAGCUGAAACUGCCAGUAACAUUUCUCCUUAACAAAGGAGUUAGUCCUGUUUUUUGCCAAAAUAGAAAUUGAAAUUCUUAUCACUCUUAAAAAUUGGUUUACUUCACCACAAAAGUUAGUGUCCCUAGCAAAGAGAGUAAGUUCCAGCUAAUAAUGCAUAUGUUAAAUGUGUAUACUGUCUGUAUCCACCUUCUGAUCAAAAUGAGAAUGGCAGGGUGGAACUGGCACAUUUGGAUCAAUGGAGUACAGAAAAUCUUUGUAUAAAAUGGCACAGUGUAUCUAGGAAGAAGGUAUCCUGUUGAAACCAAGUCUUGAAUGGUUGGGACAAUCUUUAAUGAAUGUCAUGUAUGUCAUAUGACUUUUUUUUUUCUCUCCCGUGGUUUCAUUUCUUUGUCGUAUUGCAUUAAUAGAUUGGGUUGGGUUUUAUACGCAGUUUAUUUUAUCCAAUUUUGCAUAGAACACCACAUAGGAGAUAUGAUUUUUUGUAAAUUAAAUAUUCAAAUAAACUUUUUGAACCAUU
This is a messenger RNA of Trachemys scripta elegans, 3440 nucleotides long. It is a transcript of the gene CTTN, whose product is annotated as cortactin. Bases 202 to 1863 code for a protein of 553 amino acids. Gene Ontology annotation, biological process: regulation of actin filament polymerization. Gene Ontology annotation, cellular component: focal adhesion; actin filament; plasma membrane. The record is from RefSeq and is a predicted model, not a curated record. The transcript is spliced from 17 exons. Lineage: Eukaryota; Metazoa; Chordata; Testudines; Emydidae. Gene Ontology annotation, molecular function: actin filament binding.